Molecule: messenger RNA, 2277 nt
Organism: Gadus macrocephalus (Pacific cod)
Lineage: Eukaryota; Metazoa; Chordata; Actinopteri; Gadiformes; Gadidae
Exons: 10
Coding region: 518-1972 (484 amino acids)
Source: RefSeq, a predicted model, not a curated record
CUCUGCUUCAGUACCCAUCGCCGUUAGAUGAAAACAACGCGAGAUCUCUAGAACCUCAGUAUCGAGAGACGUAUCAACGCGAGAUGUCCAUAGAAAGGAAGAUGCGUCUGAAGUUUGGAUGAUUAGAAGUUGUAAACGAAAAAUAGGUUAGUCAGAUUGAUUCUUAAUGUUGGGCGGGGUUACAGGCAAAAAUAUGUGGGCCUGUCGUAAAGAGCGAGGAACGAGUAAGAAAUACAGUCGCUUUGUUUAUAAAUUCUCGAGUGGGAACCUUUAUCUAUAGCAGUAAAGCCUAAAGCGAAUUAUUUCAUUUUAAUAUCAAUAUAAUAUUAAGAUGAAAUCAAAAUGAACAUUUCUGAAUAGUACCCGAUCGGGUAAAUCCAGCAGUUUUAUAUUCCAGGCCGAUUAAAGAGUCUGACACCGCCCCUUUGAACACAGAGCCAAUCAAAACCGUGACCUAUCCAGGUGUUCCAGAUGAAAGGUCAUAGGUCCAGACCCCUGAUGACGCCAGAGCCGCAACAUGUGGUCCCGUGUGGUGCUCUACCUGAUGCUGCUGCACGCUGCCUCCGUCUGCUCUCCCGGUUCAUACGGGACCGACAGCUUGGCGGAGAAGGGUCAAGCGGAGCUCUUUCACGUCCGCAGACUCGCGAACCAACCGCGCUACGGAAAAUGCUGGGCUCGUGCACUGGUGGACAUCGAGGCAUCCUGCCGCGAGUUGACGGAGGAGCGGCAGAGCAGGAUGGCACUGAAGUUCACCCACUGUCACCUGCACAGGUCCGGCCGUGAGUUCCCAGCAUGCCCAGAGGGGGCAGAGCUCAGCGAGUGUACCGCCGACAUGGACGCCGUGGCGUUCAACGCCUUCACAGAGUUCUUCACACAUACGCUCUCCAUCUGUCACUUCCUGCAGUCUGAGGCCUGGCAGCUCAGAGCCGAGACCAGCAUGCACAGCCUGACGGAGGCGUCGGCCAGCGUUGCCGAGCAGCUGAGCUCCACAAGGCUGCUAACUGAGGACCUGUUGGAGGCCCAGAGCUCCGCCCUGCUGGCCCAGGACCAGAUCCUCCUCAACGGACAGGAGCUGCAGCACACCAUCAGAGAGUCCUCACAGGGGGUGAGGGAGCUGUUCUCCCAGGUGACGGACUCCUCCAGGGAGCAGCAGGUGGUCCUGUCGGAGCUCUUCCACCGGAUCUCCUUCCUGCAGAGCUUCGUGCUCCUGGAGGCCCACACCCUGAGCUCCGGCCUCUACAACGCGGCCGGCCUCUGCACCGCCUUCCUCCUCACCUGCACCCCCCACACUGCCCGCUCUAGGUUGGUGUUACUAGGCUUGGUGUGUGUUAAUGUGUGCCUGGAGCGACUCAUCUACCAGUAUGUCAUGGACUCGAGCAACCCUGCUUACCCACACAUGGAGCUGGUGACCCAGUACGUGGCGGUCCUCCGGAGGAUCAUGGGGACUCUGGGAGUCCUGAUCCUGGUGCUGGCAGCCCUGCGUUACAGAGACCCGACCCAGGACAGCCUGCUGGUCCUGGCCCAGCUCAGAGACACCCAGCACAGCCUGCAGCUGGCCCUCACACACACAGAAGAGUUGUGUGUGUCAGCAGAGCGCAGGAGGAGCAGAAGUGGGGAGGAAGACAUGUGGAGGAGAAAGGAGGUUUUACAUACUCUACCUCGCCCAUGUUACCACGACGACCAGAUCAACAGACGACGAGAGUCUCGUCGUCAGGAACACGUACUCCGUCCUCCGACCAACUCCGACCUGUCUCACCGCUCAGAGAAAGAAAGCUCCCAGAAUACUUUGCUGUUACUGGAUGCCCCUCCUCCUAGACGUACACGCUCCCAGCGAUAUACUAGACCCGCCCCUCUAACUAUUUGUCCCGCCCCCGAAGUGUACAGCAUCCUGGUUGAGGAGGGACAGCCUCGGUACCGUCUGAGAAGCAGACUUUCAGAGACGCACAACACCACACACAAUCCCAAACAAUAACAAACACACAGAUGCGCAGAUACACAUUCACACACAAUAACAGAGCCUCACAUUCAAAAACACACACACACACACACACAAUAACACAGACACAAUAACACAGACACAAUAACACAGACGCACACACACACACACACACACACACACACACACACACACACACACACACAAUAACACAGACACAGACACACAAUAACAAUAACACAGACACAGACACACAAUAACACAGACACAGACACACACACACCCACAAGCAUAGUUUGACUUAAGAGUCAUUUUAAUUGAAUAAAAGUUUUGUGAUCGUA